AUGAAGGCGCAUUUUUCUCUGAAGAGGCAAUUGAGACCGAUACUUACACAUGGGACGCCAAGAAUACAAGACAGGCGUUUAUAUACACAGUGUAAUGGAUCUAUAAUUGAGACCGACAUGGAUACCUUUGAGGUUAUCAGGGAUAUUCCAUUUGAACGCGUCAGCUGCUUUGAUGUACAAGAAGGAAUGCUAGUAGUGUGUAAUGAAAGCAUAAAAGUAUAUGAUCUUGCACGUGGAGAGGUAAAGGAUACGGUUUGCACAUCUAAGGCAGAAGUAUGUGCGAUGUAUAUUGAUGUCAUUGAAGGAAUUGGAUCACAGAGCGAAAGGAUCAUGGUGGUUGUUGGGAGGAUAGAUGGUAGUGUUUCAAAAGUUGAUGUGGGAAAUAAAAAGGUGGUGUGGUCAUAUAGAAUGGCAAAUAUCAUAUUUAUGCUUGGGAAGGCUGGUGAUGUAAUUUAUUCGUUGGAUUGCAAUGAGAUGUGGAUAAGCAAUGAUGGAAAGAUACAGAGGAAGUGUGAAGAGCCGGAAAUAAUUGGAGUUGCAUACAACAAAGGAAUUUUGUACAGUGUUACAAGGCAAGGGAUACUGACGAAGUGGGAAAAUGUACCUAAGAGAGUGGAUUUAGGAAUUGAAUGUGAUAGGAUGGCAGGAGAUGAGAAGCAUGUAUAUGUUUGCAAGGGGAUGAGUAUGUAUGUAUAUGAUUAUGAUGGGAAGUUUAAAAUUAAGCGAGAUAUUUUGACCGGUGAGGAUGAUGGAGAAGCGAGAUGCUCAAAGCUCAGAGGAGAAGAAAUGAGCUUAGACGAUGACAGUGGAAUGCAUAUGACACCAUCGAGCUCUAUGAAUGUAAAUGGAUUUUAUGAAGAAAGUGAAGACUGUUAUGAGGACGAGAGUGGCUCUGAGGAAGGAAAUAAAACAAGACACGAGGUAAAGAAAAUAAAGACGACAUAUGAUAUGAGGGAUAGUGUGGAAGGAGAAAGUGAUGAUGAGGAUGGCAUGGCAAUUGAAAGUAUAGGGAAAGGUGUGAUUGUUAGUAGUGAGCAGGAGAUAUUUUUUGUCGAUGAUGAAAUGAAAACAAUUGCAAGUGUAAUUGGAAACAAUGAUGAAAUAACGGACCUGAAGCAAUGGAAUGACGUAUUGUUUGUCGCAACAAACAGUGGACGACUUAGAUAUGCAGUUGUGGAUGAGCGUAGUGGAGAAUAUGCGUUUUGUGCGGAGAUUGUUGUAGCACACCAGGAUGCAAUAAUAUCAUUGUCUGUUUAUGGUGACUUUCUUAUGAGUGUGUCGAAGGACAAGACGGCGAUUUUGUGGCAUAUUGAGCCUGAAUUUAAUAGCAACAAAACUAACAAGACGGUUAACUUGCGAAGGAUGAAGACACUGAGAAACAGUUUGAGUGAGCUUAAUGGAUGCUGCUUGGGAAGCAAUAUUUUUGUGAUUGUAGGAAGUGAUCAAAUUCUUCAGAUAUGGGAUUAUAAGGAAAAUGUAUAUGUGGGAAAGAUUCAUGACAAGGAGAUAAAUGGAGUUGCGAUGAAUGAACAAAGAAGAUUGAUAGCGACAUGCUCACAGGAUAAGACCGCGAAGAUUUUAGAUUUUGAAGGAAGAGUUCUUCAUGUGUUGUUAGGACAUACAAAGGGGAUUUGGAGCGUAAGCUUUGGACAAGGCUUGAUUGCAACAUGCUCUGCAGAUAGCACAAUAAGGCUUUGGGAGAUGGAUACGUUUUCUUGUGUAGGGACUCUUAGUGGACAUAAAAGCGGGGUGUUAAAGGGAGUGUUUUGCAUUAAUGGUGAGAAACUGAUAACUAGUUGUGCAACAGGAGAGAUUAAAGUGUGGGAUAUCAAGAAAAAGGUAUGUGAGAUGAAUAUUGGAGUACAUCGAGAUAAGGUGUGGGCAAUGAUGAGCACUACAAGGCUUAUUAGUGGUGGAAAUGGAGCUAUUGCGUUUUUUGAAGAUGAUUCGUUGAAAGUAGCGAAUGAGGAAUUAGAGAAAAAGAAUCUAAAAGAGUCUCAGAGUAUUGAAAUAGAGAAAUGCAUACAAAACAACAUGAACAUAAGAGCGGUGGAGAUACUGUUGAGCACUGACAAUUACAGUCAGCUGUUUAAGGUACUUAUUAGGUGCUAUAGAGCAAAGGAAAGUGAGGUUUUUGAUGUGAUUGAUGGGAAGCACAAGAAGCUCUUUGAAGCGAUAUUGAAACAGGGAACAUUUAAGAACAGUGCGACAAUCCAUUGGCUUAUUGAAGAAGGUCUCCGAAGGAAAUGGAGCAUAAGUAAAGAGUUAAUAAACAAGAUGUAUCUGCUUACAGAGAAGCACUCGCUGUUGAUUGAUGAGAUAUACUCGCAUCUUCUUGGAUUUACUGCUCUGAGGUAA
Messenger RNA from Ordospora colligata OC4, 2358 nucleotides. Its product is annotated as WD40 domain-containing protein. The transcript has a single exon. The record is from RefSeq and is a predicted model, not a curated record. Gene Ontology annotation, biological process: endonucleolytic cleavage in 5'-ETS of tricistronic rRNA transcript (SSU-rRNA, 5.8S rRNA, LSU-rRNA); endonucleolytic cleavage to generate mature 5'-end of SSU-rRNA from (SSU-rRNA, 5.8S rRNA, LSU-rRNA). Gene Ontology annotation, molecular function: U3 snoRNA binding; protein binding. The coding region runs from base 1 to 2358 and encodes 785 amino acids. Gene Ontology annotation, cellular component: 90S preribosome; nucleolus. Lineage: Eukaryota; Fungi; Microsporidia; Ordosporidae.